Molecule: messenger RNA, 762 nt
Organism: Colletotrichum navitas
Lineage: Eukaryota; Fungi; Ascomycota; Sordariomycetes; Glomerellales; Glomerellaceae
Exons: 2
Coding region: 195-734 (179 amino acids)
Source: RefSeq, a predicted model, not a curated record
ACUUUUCUUUUUGCACAAGCCUCUCACCGAGUCAGGCUAGAUUGGGUCAUGUCCCCACAAUGAUCGACAUGCAGUUGCCGUGUGUACGUGCAGGCUGAGAGGGAAAAGGAAUUAUAAAUAUACAUGUUGUCUUGGAGACACCUGACGCUCUCUUCUGCCCAUCUCAGUCAACCUACAGUUUCCGGCAAUCUUCAAUGUCGCACUCGCAGAUGGAGACCACAGAAGGACUCUGGGGGGACGAAGGUAGGGCUCUGUCCCACAAAGCGGACGGUCGAGUCCGGCACAGCCAAGAAACGAGGAUCUCUGGUGGGGAAUUAAUGGCUGUGGGUAAAGAUCCUAGGAGCGCAACCAAAGAUGAGGUUGAAGAAACGGUGCCGUUCGAUACCAUUUUCCCUGGCCCUGCGACUUGCCUAGGCUACCAAUGCUUUCCUUCAGGUUAUUUAGCCACAGAUCCAAGUAUUAUCUUUCAGUACGUUACUUCAUUAUUACAAGUUCCUAGUUUUCCGAAAGACGCCGGCGCAGGCUUCUGGGCGUUUAGUGAUGCAUGGAGAGCCAUCCAGCUUUCCGCAACGACACGCCAUGCAGCCAAUCAGGUCGCCCUUCCUUGCGUAGCUUGGGAAGAGGAUAGAAGGAGAGAGGCCGCGUGGCGGAUUCUCGUCUUUUUGUUCUUUCACCCCUUCGCUUUCCUUGCUAGCCCGGCUUUUUUGGUUGUUCUUCUAUUAAAAAAUAGUUAAUAUAUAUAUAUAUAUAUAUAUAUAUAUA